ACCGAGGAGACCCCCGCGCAGCGCCGAAGGGUGGAAGGAGCGCCACAGCGGCCAAGGUGGACGCUUGUAAGCUCUAUCGAGGAUGUCCUUAAUGUGCGGGGUGGCCGAAUCAAUACAAUUUUGCUGAACGACUUCCUUCGGCAGAACAUUGGCCCCAGCAGAGCGGUGGGUGAAGACCAGAAUGUGGUGAUGGAGGUGUUUGUGCAGCAGCCCGCAGAAUACGUUACAGAGCAGAGGCUUCUUCGAGAAAUUCUCGAUUCACCAGGGUAUCAGCUUUUUGAAGAUGCACGCAUGCUUACGGAGCGCGAGGUGGCCACGCUCCGAGACUGGAAAGAAUUUGGAGAGAAGAAUACGGUUCCCCUUCGUACAAAAGGAAGACUCGAUGCAGCUCUUCAUCAUGUGGAGGAAGAAAGGGCAGCACGGGAGGCAGAAAGAACACAGAGGCUAUUAUACGCGUCUGUGUAUAGUGCACGGUGGAGCCACGUCGUGGAGGCUGUGGACAGCGAAGGGGUGGGAAUGGAGGUGCGUAAGGGCCAACCGCCAACAAUGCCGUGGAAGUUCAAAGCGAAUGGGCUUACGUUUGUACCGGAUGACGCUGCGGAGCAGCUCUCCCUGCCCCGUCCCAGGCUGCUGGUGCUCAGCUCGGACAGUGGGUGGCCGUUCUCGUGGAGGAGGAAAGAGUUUCUACCGGACUGCUACGUCACCGCCGAGGUGGAGCGGGUGUGGGAGUUUGUCAGGGCUGAUCUGAACGAAUUGUUCAGCACCGGCAAUAAAAAGAGAAUUGGGGCGAUGAACCGUGUCCUGAUUGGGACGCCCGGGAUAGGAAAGUCGAUGAAUGCCGGCUCCUACCUCCUCUACCAGCUGCUGCACUACGAUGCCGAGAAGCUUGACACGGUGGUGUACCUCGUUGCGGGUCGGGUGUUUAUUUUUGACAAGAUCACCCAAACGGUAAACAGGUUUGAGGACCAGAAAACUGCCCCGAUAGGUUGGAGAUCAUCAUCUAGCUCUUUAACGAGCGGGUACAUUAUCUGCGAUGGGGAGAAGGAGGCCGAAAUACCAAAUGCCGGCACGUGGGGUAUGAUCGUUGUGUCAUCCCCAUACGAACUGAACUACAAAUCGUGGAAGAAACACGCAGGUGCCAUGACCAUCGUUAUGAAUGGCCCUGACGAGGACGACGUGAGGGCAAUGUGUGCUUGGAGGAAGCGCGAUUGGCCCGCACAGGAGCAGGCGGAGCACUGGGGCAGGGUCAGGGAUUUCAUUGCCCACGUGGGGCCGAUUCCCAGGCUUCUCUUCAGGGGAGACGACUACAAAGCACACUGGGAGGUGGUGGAGAGCGCUCUGGAAUCCUUCAUCCCCUCAACCGAUUUGGGUUUGUUUAGGUGGAACCUGACAUGUAUAUGGUAUGCCGGGCAUCCAGCUCAGCCUCUCGCGAAGGCGGUCCGGCGGGUGGAAGAAUAUGGUAUUGAUUCAUUUUGGAACGUGCCGGUUUCCUUUGUGGUGAAGAGUAAAAUAUUGGCUCAGGUGGCGAAGACCAUGCGAUCGUUUUGCGGCUUCAAGUCUCUGAUGGCAAGACGUGCUGAUGAACUACCGGCAUUUCUGGAGGAGUACGGCGUGUGCGCAUUUAUGUCUUGGGGCUUUGUGAAGAGGAUACACGAUAAGCUGUGUGAGCUGCGGCCCCCAACAGGAGGACGUGAGCCGCGGCCCUGCGUGCUGCACGUGAACCCGCAGCUGCUGCCCACUGACGCGGUUGGGUUGCUUCCGAGGUUGUUUUAUGCUGCGAAGGUGGAGGCAGCGUACCGGGUGCUGUACGUGCCGGGGGUUGAAGACUUUUUGCUUGUGGACGCUUUCUUCUUUGUUGCGGCACCGCGGAGGACGAUGGUUGGGCUGCAGACAACCACAGCAAAGGCACACCACGUCACAAGCAGCACGCUGCGCCAGUUCCACGAGUGUCUGGCGACGCAUUUUGACGAUUGGGAAACUUUUUCCCGGGACAUGUCGUGGGAGAUUGUUUACGUGCGGCAUGCCGAGAGCACGUCACCGGACACGUGGCGGAGAUGUGACGUCACUGAGCACCCGUAUGAGGCCCAGGGCGAGGCGGAGGUGGCGGCGACCGACUUUUGGAAUCGGCAGGUGCGGCAGUACCAGGUGAAGAUAUCCACUGAAGAUGCACAGGCGGCGCGCACCGAAGGAGAAGAAGCCCCUGCUAUUCCCUUACGUGUUCGGUGGUCCAUGACCUUCCCUGGAAGUGAAAUGAGUCUUUGA
This is a messenger RNA of Trypanosoma rangeli, 2262 nucleotides long. Its product is annotated as retrotransposon hot spot (RHS) protein. The transcript has a single exon. The annotation marks the transcript as partial. NCBI's taxonomy places the organism in Eukaryota, Euglenozoa, Kinetoplastea, Trypanosomatida, Trypanosomatidae. The record is from RefSeq and is a predicted model, not a curated record.